This is a messenger RNA of Suillus paluster, 1197 nucleotides long. RefSeq lists its product as uncharacterized. The coding region runs from base 1 to 1197 and encodes 398 amino acids. The record is from RefSeq and is a predicted model, not a curated record. NCBI's taxonomy places the organism in Eukaryota, Fungi, Basidiomycota, Agaricomycetes, Boletales, Suillaceae. The transcript is spliced from 4 exons.
AUGGAUCUUCCAGCCCUACCAGAACGUGAACAUCGAUGGCCACAAAACAUCUAUGCUGCAGAUGGUAUUAUCCGUAACAUCUAUAGCGCUGCGAUUAGAAUGCUUCGAUCAAAUGAUGCGGAACCAACCAGAGUGGCGUACCAUUAUGAUGCACUGUCCGCAGAGGCCCUACCUUUGCUUGAAGCGAUCGAAAGUGAUUCAAGUCCUGCCGAUUACCAGCUUCUGCACGACUGGCUACUAGCAUGUGCUAGGCUUGUGGGGGAGGCAGGUGCGAUGCUUAAGGAUGUCAGCCGAAAUCUUCAUGCGGAAAAUGUUGGACAGUCAAAUGUUAUAAUCCCAGAGCUUGUGACUCUGGACCAUCAGGGACGUCGAGGGCAUCCGAGAAAGAACAUUAACCUUGAAUUUGUCCAUGAAGCCCUGUCUAACAAGCGUCACAUCAUGCUGCCAGAUCUCGCGCGACUCCUCCAAGUGUCCCGCACCACUUUGUGGAAAUUUAUUCGUCAACAUGGUCUUGAAAAGCGCUUCACGACGAUUAGCGAUACUGAUCUCGAUCAACUUGUAAGGACUUUCAAAGAACGCAAACCGGAGUCAGGAUUCCGGUACCUUGUUGGGUUCCUUCGGUACCAAGAAUGGAACUCCCAUCCUAUUCAUGGUUCUGAUACCAAGGAUCAAAGCCCUCAGGAUAUGCGCCUUCUAGGACAGGCGUCAUUAGGCGUCUAUGAAGAUGAGUUUGAGGGGAUACAUCCUGCAAUCCUGCAGCGCUAUUAUGGUAUUCAUGGCAGAGAGUUGGUCCGCGGUCGCAAUCAGACAGGUGCUGGCCACCCAAAUGACGAGUUGGAUGAAUCAGAUGAAGAUAGUAUUAUUGGCCGCAUCGAGCGGGAUCAAGCAAACGAUGUCCAACAUGACGCUGUUGAGGUCGCAGAUGGUAAUACUCCUUUUCAGAAUGAAGAAGAUGAAAAUUCGUUCUUUGAAAUACUUGAGGAGGUCGUCAUGGAUGGUAUUGUACCGGAGGGAUACAAUUUACAGGAGGGUGAAGAUGAGUAUGAUGAAAACACAACUGAACAUCUACGAGUCGGACGACAGAGGGAGAAUUAUGUUGAAGUAUCGUUAGCAGACCCUAUCUGGAGGACUCGCUCAACAUUAUGGGCUCAAGCGGCUAGCGUUCUAGGUCAUUUUGAAGCAGAUGUAUUUUUCUAA